CCGGCUAACAUCAACAUCAGCGGAGCAGAGCCCAGAACACGCACCUCAACACACACUCCAUAACACACUCCUCCAUAACACUGGAGCAGCGCGCGCCGGCGAGACGCUACACUGGGACGCUUUGAUGUCUUUGAUGUAGCGCGCGAGACUGUCUAUGAGUGUCUAUGGGUGUAUGCGGCUGUGUGAGUGUGUGUGAGUGUAUAUGAGAGUGUGUGUGUGCACUGAUUAGAGCUUCUGGACUCUUCUGAAGCUGAAAGCCCGGCAGAACCAUGGAGUACCAUCUCUUCUGGAUCUCCCUAACACUAACCUUGUAUCUCCAGCCCGGAACCUCCUUUAAUCUGGACAUAGAGAACCCGUACGUGUUCUCCGGACCGCAGGGAAGCUACUUUGGGUUCUCUGUGGAUUUCUUCUUCAAGCCUUCUGAUAAACAGUCAAAUGUUCUGAUCGGCGCUCCGAAAGCCAACUCCUCAUCCUCCUCUUCCUCAGUGACGGAGAGAGGGGUGGUCUACAGCUGUCCGUGGGGGCAGGUUGGGGAUUGCAAACAGCUCCUGUUUGAUAACACUGAUGAUCGGCAGGAGAAUGGCGUCCAGAUGGAGUUUAAAUCCAAUCAGUGGUUUGGAGCUACAGUUCGCUCUGAUGGAGAACACAUUCUGGCGUGUGCGCCGCUGUAUCAGUGGAGCACGUACAGUUUUAAGGAACGCGAGCCUGUCGGGACCUGCUACCUGAAGAAAGGAUCCACAGUGGUGGAGUAUUCACCCUGCCGCUCAGAGCGUUCUAUAACACCUGAAGGUCAGGGUUUCUGCCAGGCUGGAUUCAGUGCUGAUAUUAUAAAGAAUAAGCGUGUGGUUGUGGGAGGACCUGGAAGCUUCUACUGGCAAGGUCAGCUGAUCUCGGACGAUAUCUCUGAAGUCAUCAAUCGAAAUAAUCAGAAGUUCGUUACACCAUACAGCAACCAGAUGGCCACCAAGUCGGCCAGCGCCCAGUAUGAUGACAGCUAUUUGGGGUACUCUGUGGCGGUGGGGGAUUUUAAUGCAGACGGUACAGAUGAUUACGCCACCGGCGUCCCGAGAGGAGAGAAAGCUCUGGGAUAUGUAAACAUUUUUAACGGGAAGAAUAUGGAGUCAAUGUUAAAUUUCACUGGCCAGCAGAUGGCGGCUUAUUUCGGUAACGCGGUGGAGGUGACUGAUAUCAAUAAUGACGGGAAGAUGGAUCUGUUGGUUGGAGCUCCUCUCUUCAUGGAGCGAGGUUCUGAUGGGAAGCUGCGGGAGGUGGGACAGGUGUAUGUUUACCUGGGCAAAGAUGGAUUCGCCUUCCUGCCCCCGAUAAAGCUCACCGGCUCUGAGAUUUACGCUCGAUUCGGCAGCGCCAUCACCAGCCUGGGCGACCUGGACAUGGACGGCUUUAACGACGUGGCCAUCGCUGCUCCGUACGGCGGUUCCUCACGGCAGGGUCUGAUCUACAUCCAUAACGGGCGUCCCUCAGGUCCCGAUACUCAGCCCUCUCAGGUUCUGGAAGGGAGGUGGGCGUCGGCCUCAAUGCCUCCCAGCUUCGGAUACUCCAUGAACGGAGCCACGGAUAUAGAUGAGAACGGAUACCCUGAUCUGCUGGUUGGUGUGUUCGGAGCUGACAAAGCUGUUCUGUACAGGGCUCGGCCGGUUAUCAGUGUGAACGCCACUCUGGACAUCACUCCACAGAUCCUGAGCCCAGAGGAUAAGAAGUGCCAGUUACCUGGAACCAGCACCCCGGUGUCCUGUUUCACAGUGAAGUACUGCCUGAAAGCCAGUGGGAAAGGAGCUCCGCCCUCUCUGAAAUUCCAGGUGGAUCUGACUCUGGAUCGUCUGAAGCAGAAAGGAGCGAUUAAGCGAGUUCUGUUCUUGCACACUCGACUCCCUCACUACACCAAAUUCACCACCGUCUCCAACGGCCAGGGCCCGUCCUGCGAGGAGCAGCAGGCCUAUCUUAUAGAUGACUCUGAGUUCAGAGAUAAGAUCACUCCCAUCUCCGUGUUUAUGGAGUACAGUCUGGACUAUCAGAGCGCGGCGGAUAAAUCCGGCCUGAAGCCCAUCCUGGACCAGUCCACCCCCGCCAACCUCACCAAGCAGGCUCAUAUUCUGCUGGACUGUGGUGAAGAUAACAUCUGUAAGCCUGACCUGAAACUGUCUGUGGUCAGUGAUCAGAAGCAGAUCUAUAUUGGAGAUGAUAACCCCCUGACUCUGGAGGUCACAGCGAUGAAUGAUGGUGAGGGGGCGUAUGAGGCGGAGCUUCACGUCAUCAUGCCCCCACAGGCUGACUUUAUAGGGGUGGUCAGAAACAGUGAUACGCUCUCCCGGCUCUCCUGUGCGUAUAAGAAGGAGAAUCAGACCAGAGUAGUGUGUGAUCUCGGAAACCCCAUGAAAGGAGGAACCAAGAUUAUGGCUGGUUUGCGCUUCAGUGUUCAUCAGCUCUCAGAACAGGACACCUCGGUCAAGUUUGAGCUGCAGAUUCAGAGUUCAAACCAGUACAACAACACCAGCAACCUGGUGCCCAUCGUCACCAAACUCGCUGUGCUGGCAAAUGUGGAGAUAAGAGGUGUUUCAGCUCCUGAGCAGAUCUUCCUGCCCAUUGCUAAUUGGCAGCCCAAAGAGAAGCCGGUGUUGGAGGAUGAUAUCGGACCCCUUGUUCAGCACAUCUAUGAAUUGCGUAAUAAAGGUCCGAGUACGUUCACUAAAGCCAUGCUGGACGUGGAGUGGCCGUACCGCUAUAAUAACGGCUCCCUGCUCUACAUCACCAAAUACGAAGUGGACGGAGCCAUGAACUGCAGCACCGACAUGGAGAUCAACCCCCUCAACGUGUCUAACCCCAUGUACUGGGAUAAGAACACCAGCAUAUCUUCAGGUGACCGGGCCGAGGGGGCCAGGAGCCACGUUCACCGCCGGGACCUGAGGGACCAGCAGGCAGAGGGAGAAAUGCUCACCCUGGACUGUGAUAAAGCUCAGUGUUUGAAGAUAAAGUGUCAGGUGGGUCGGUUGGAGAGAGGUCAGAGCGCCAUCCUCUUCGUCUACUCCAGACUGGCAGUGGCCACCUUCCUGCAGACUCAGAGUCAGAACAGAUCCUACAUCGUGAAAUCUCUGGCCUCCUUCAGCGUGAUCGAGAUGCCCUACAAGAACCUGGACUUUGAGCUGCCCACCAAUAAAACCUCAGCCAGUCUGAACGUGGUGUGGGUAUUGGAUGGGCCCACUCCGGCCCCGGUGUGGGUGGUGAUUGUGGCUGUGUUGUCUGGGCUGCUGCUGCUCGCUCUGCUCAUCUUCAUCAUGCACAAGCUGGGCUUCUUUAACCGGGUGCGCCCCCCUCAGGAGGACGGGACGGAGAAGGAGCAGCUCCAGCCACAGGAGAACGGAGAUAGAAACACUGAAGCCUGAGAGAUCCCUGAACACCAGGAAUAACACACUCCUCUUCCUCUCCAAACUUCCCUCCAUCCACACCGAGACUGCAGAGACACUCUGACCACGCCCUCACCAUGACCUCACCGUGACCUCACCGUGACCUCACUGCGACCAGACGCCCACCGUUACCUCCACAGUCCAGACGUCUCAGUCCAGAGAUCUUCUCUGAGUUAGCACUUCCUGUUUGGGAUGUUUGGGAAAACUCAAUUUCUAUAAAAAUACACAGUAUUUAAGUUUCCAAACACACAAAAAUUCUGUAUAUCGGUACAAAACAAGUUUUUUCUGGCUUUUUCGUAGAUUAAAACAUAAUAAUUAUUUUUUUUUUAUCGUUCUCACUGAAACAACCUCAAAUUAAUGUCAUGAUUAAUUGAAAUUUCACUUCUAAUGCGAUAAAUGGCCGAUAAUUGCUUUUUUUUAUCAUUAUUUUUUUCCAUACAAGCUGCUGCUGCCUAUAUACGGUAGUAUGCAGUGUUUUUUGAGGGAACAGUACAAUAUUACAGAGUGGGGAGAAUGUAAACAAUUGAAUAUUGACUAAAUUAAAAGAUUGCAUCGGUUAUUUGUUAAUCGAUUAUGGAAGAUUAUGUUGGUUCUAAGUUAAUUUUUAGUUGAUUAAUUGCCUUUAUUGAUUAAUUAGGCAUGUUUAGGUAACUCCCAAAAAGUUUAUACAGAUUGAUCGAUGGCGUUUAACGUUAAAUGCUAUAUAAUGCAUAAAUAUAUGAGCUGAUUUUGCUCAUUUCCCAAACUUUCUAAAGCAAAUUUAUUUCAAAUUUAAAUAAAAUGCAUUAAAUUGAAUAAAAUACUUAUUAUAAAACAUUCAGCUUAUUCAAAAACACAGUGAAAGAGUAAGUAAAAGAAUGCUUAAACAAAUUUAAUAGCCUCAGCUAUAUAUAUUAAUAUUAGCCACGCCCCUCCCUAUAGAGUGCAGUGUUAAUGGUGGUUGAUGGUGGUGAGGCUGUGUAUGGAGGUGUGUGUGUGUGUGUGGGCGAUUCUGCAGUGAUGAUAUUGGAUUGGACGUAAAGGUGUAAAGUGUGAACUGCAGUGGUGUGACUGAGAUACUGAGUUACUGAGAUACUGAGUUACUGAGAUACUGAGUUACUGAGGCUGAUGCCAUUCCCUCUCUCCUCCCCUUUAAUGAUCUACUGCAGCGUUUCCCAGUCCUGCUCCAGUUUAACCAAGUUUUUAAAUUCAUAUAAAAUAGAAUUCAACACAUUUAUACUGUGUUUAGAUGGUUUAGAUUUCUGUCAAAAUAAUCAGAUUAAUCAGAUUAAUCAGAUUAAUCAGUGUUCAGAAUCAUUAAAGAAUGUUUAAGGCCCUAAAUCAUGCUGUAAUAAAUGUAAUAUAUAGAUGAUAUAUUUAUAUACAUAUAUACAUACACCACCGGUCAAACACAGUGUUUUAGAACACCCCUAUUGUUUAAUAGUCCAGUAGCUGCAGUGCAAUUAUAUCUAAUGGUCUUAUAAAAAAAGUCCUUUAUCAUGUUAAUCUGAGCUAAAGGCUAAAGCUGCCGUUGUGUUUCCAUGUGGGUCAGCCAGACGUCUUCCUGUAGCAGUUUUUUUCUCCAGUUUCCAAGACUCUUUUGGCUUCUGUAUCUGUAAUUUCUCUAAAGAAAAGAAAAGAACUUCUACUUUUAAUAGUUACAGAGUUCUCUGUGUUUUAUCUGUCUUUUUCUAGUUAUUAUAAUGAUAAUGAUGAAAGUGUGAAUGUGCUGUAAGUGUGUAAAUGCUGCACUGUUAACCAAUGAAUUGUUUGGUAAAAAUCACCACCCUCUUCUUUUUUUAACUAUAUAUAUAUAUAUUUUUUUGUUUUUAGUUCAUAUGUUUUCCUUGAACAUAAAAAAUCCUUCAUUUUUUUUCUUUAAAACAAAAAAAUAUACACCGUAUUUUGUAUCAUUUCCGGGUAUUGACCGGACCUGAAGAGCUUAAAUAGUAAAAAAUAAAGGGAAAAAAUGGGGGUGUUCUAAAACUUUUGACCGGUAGUGUGUAGUGGAACUCCAGCCACUGUAAUCCAGUCCAGACAGUCUAGGAUUAGGCUCUAAUCCCAUGUUUUACAGACUGGUCUGUAUAGUAUGAGGCCUGGGCUUGUGGCAGUUAUUACACUAUCACUUUAAUUACACUAAUUAAAGUGAUUUAAACUGAUUGCGCUCAUUUUACACAUCUAUUGCAUUUCACAAUUAUAUAUUUACACCAAAAAACAAAGAAAACACGUCCGGUUUGGACGGAAAUCAGGCAAAAGUAUUAAAUUAAAAGAUAAAUUUAAGUUAAAAAGCGGUGAAACUUGGUCUCCUGCAGUGAGGCUGGGAAAUGCUGCUGUUCUGCACUGACUCUCAGCAGGUUUGAGCUCUCACUGUUAGCUUUAGAUAUGAUGUAGGGAUUUGUUUAGAGGAGGGAUGCACCGAAUAUUUGGCAACCGAAAUGAUUUGACUGACUAAAAAUAGGAGAAAAAUCACUUUUAAUAUUCGGCUGAACAUCAUGAGCUUUGUUUCAUCCUAAAAUAUAUACUAAUAUUGAUAAUGAUAGUAUUCAGUAAAUUUUCUAUUUGGAAAUUAUUGUUUAUAUAGUUUUAAAUCAUACCAUAUACCAAAUGUUUCAUUUUGUUCAUUUGUGGUGCAUCCCUAGUUUAGAGUUUUAGUGUAAUUAGUGAAAUAAUGUAAAAAAAAAAAUAAAUACAGCUCAAGUCAAAAGUUUGGACACAUUUUCAUUAAUAUUUGUUCUUUAUUUGUAUUUUUUUUUACUACAUUGUAGGUUAAUAUUAAAUACCUAAAACUGUGAAGGAAUACAUAUAUGAUAUUUAUUUCAAUAUAAGAUUCUUAACAACCUCUAUUCAUGAAUCAAUCAUACACUGAGUGCAGUGAUUAAUUAUUAAUUAUUAAAGAUUAUCUUCACUUUAUCAAAUUAACCCAUAAUAAUUAGAUUUUUAUGUUAAAACUGCAAACUAGGGCUGUACGAUAAAUCAUAUUUUUAACGUUAUCUCAAUAAAACCUGACCCAGACUCUAACAUUAGUCUAAAACUUAAAUCUGACCCUAAAUCUAACAGUUAAAAGGUUAAAGUUGGGGUUGAGGGUUAGAAUGAAUAGAGCCUCAUUUACAUUCAACUAAGAGUUUAAUUGCAUUUAAUUGACAUUUAGUUAAUAGUUAGUUGAGCAUCUAUGGGGCAUCAUCAGUGAACCAUCCUUUUUCUGUUGACCUCAUAUUUGCAUAUGCAUUCUUUCAUAGUUUUGAUAUAUUUAAUAUUAAUCUACAAUGUAGAAAACUAUAGAAAGUAUUAAAUGAGAAGAGAUGUGUCCAAACUUUUGACUGGUACUGUAAAUAAAACUUUAAUAAAAACUUUAAGAGGAUAAAAAGUAGAAACGUAAGGCGGUGGGGCGUGAGAUUACGGUUGAACUGAAAUGUGCCAUAAAAUGACAUUUCAUUAAAAUAUAUUUGAAUGAAAUGAUCUGCAGUACUUUUGUACACUUUUGUACAUUUUGUGUAAAGUGCUGGUGCCAAGUGUGUGUUUUUUUUUCUUUUUUCUUUUCUUUUCUUGUUUUUUUGGUGGGGAAAUUGUAUUUUUAGAGGUACUUUUAAUAAUAUAUUGCUUGGUGGUUUAUCCAGCUUCCCGCCUCUCGCUGGACUCACGCUCACUCCCCUUCACUCCCGCUCACUCCAUUUUUUUUCCCGUGUGUUGAUGGUAAUAUUUAAUGUAAAUCUGAAUUUGAAUUAUGCUGUAUUUCUGUUUCUAAUGUAUUUUUUUCUAAAUGCAGAUUUGAUUUGAUAUGUUUUCUCACUUUAAUGCAGAAACUGAUUCUUUUCCUGAUUUGUUUCACAGUUCACACUCCAGAUCAUAUCAGUUUAAGACAUUUUUAAAUUGAAUUUGAAUUGAAUUUAUAUUUUCAAAUCUAUAUUUUCCUAAGAAAUGUGGACAGUAAAAGUGUGGGAUGCAGGUUUGUCUUGAUAAAAAAGAAAACAUGUUUAUAGAGAUAAAGUGAGAGAAAGCCCUUUCAUAUUUCCGUAUUUUAAAGAUUUAAUCAGUUUUGAUUAGAAAAAUGCUGAACAAAUUUCAAGUAAAUAUAUAAUAAAUAUAUUGGAUUUACAACAGUAAUCAGUUCUACAGUGCUGUGAAAGUGUUUGCCCUGUCAGUAUUCCUAAAUUCUCAAUUUUCCACCUGAUAAAAUGUGUUUUCUCUGUAUCUUACAGUGGUCCACUAUAAAAUCAGAGAAAAUGUGUAGAAAUAAAAAAAAUUCAGUUCAUGGCAAAACACAUUUACACAGCACUUUACUGUAUGUGCAUUAUAAUACUGUACUUUAAUUCUACACAAAAACUUUAAAUUAAUGAUAGGGCUGAGCAAUGUGUUUAAAAUAUUGUAUCAUGAAAUUUAAGUAAUUUGCAAAAUAUAAAUUACAUUUAUUGCAACAUUACAUUCUUAACAACCUCUAGUCCCUUAAUUGAUGUAUUUAAAAAAAAAAUGCUGCUUUUAUCAAAUAAAAACCAUAAUAAUUACAUUGUUUAAUAUGGCUGUACGCUAAAAUGUAUUUUUAUUAAUACUAUAAAAUUUCCUUCUCUAUAAACAGGAAAAAAAGCUGCGAUAUCGAAAUUUAAAUUUGCACUACCCAAGUAGUGCUGUAUGAUAAAUCGCAUUUUUAACGUUCUCAUGAUUAUGACAAUAUUAUACAUAACAUCAUAAAUAACAGCAAACUUAACCUGCACUACCCAAGUGCACAGGGCUGUGUUCAAUACAUCAGAUUUUUAUUGGUAUCACGAUAUUCAUGUUUCAAUGUGCUUUUCAUAAAAAAAUGUAUAACAGGAAAAUAUAAUUUAAAUCAAUUUAGGAUCUUAAUUUAUGUUGUUUCACAUCAAUAUUGAUAUGGACGAAAUAUUGAUAUAGAAAUGACCGACUGCGAUAUUGCACACAUUGUGUUUUUUGGGUUUUAAUAAAAGUGUUAUUUAUGAUUUAAAACGCAGUUUAUCAUGAUAAAGUACAAUAUCUUCACAUUGCUCAGCUCUGAUUUCCAGCAGUUCCUACUUUUAUACUGCAUAUAGUAUAAUUAUAUGUUCUGGAAAAAAAUAACGUUAAUUUGAUUUACUGUUAAAUUCACUGAUUUUAAGUAGAAUAACCUGCAUUAAAAUCAGCAAGAGGAUCGUUUUUAUACUUUUCGAAGAGGCUGAAUCUGUUCUGUGUGGAUUAUUAUUAUUAUUAUUACUGUUUGUACUGUAACCCUUUAAUGCUUGACUUUAUAACUGUUUAAAAAAAUCAGAAGGUUAAAUCUCAAUUUAGUUUUUUCAAAUAUCUUUUUUUUGUUGGCAGAAAUACUGUAAAUCACUCCUGCACAAAAAACUCCGCCAUAUUUUAUACUAAUCUACCCGCUGUUUAUAAUAUCGCUGUUCUUAUUCUGCCCGUAUGAAUUUACCCAUAUUGGGUUUCAGUAAACGGUUUAAAAAUGGUUUAAUUCAGAUUCUGCUACACAUCAAACAACCCAAGCUUCUUCUGAUCUGUUUUAGUCUUUAGAUUUUUAUUUUUAGAAGUUAAUAAUUGAAUAAUUGUACGGAAUCAGUGUGAAAAUCACAGUAAUCAACCAAUAACUCAAACUACAGCAGUGUGUGUGUGUGUUAAUACAGUAUACUGGUGAAAUCACUAUAUUGUGCAAAGAACUGAAUUUGUGAAUUUGAUUUGAUUCUUUCUCACAGUAUCUCAACUUUUAGAACUAAUAAAAUGUUAGAUUUCAGGUUCAUUUUGAUUUUAAUGCUUCCUUAAUUAAAAUAAAAGAAUAUAUUGAGUUUU
Messenger RNA from Astyanax mexicanus (Mexican tetra), 9176 nucleotides. RefSeq names its product integrin, alpha V (gene itgav). Gene Ontology annotation, biological process: cell-matrix adhesion; cell adhesion mediated by integrin; angiogenesis. Bases 270 to 3398 code for a protein of 1042 amino acids. The record is from RefSeq and is a predicted model, not a curated record. Gene Ontology annotation, molecular function: integrin binding. The transcript is spliced from 30 exons. NCBI's taxonomy places the organism in Eukaryota, Metazoa, Chordata, Actinopteri, Characiformes, Acestrorhamphidae. Gene Ontology annotation, cellular component: external side of plasma membrane; integrin complex.